Galendromus occidentalis (western predatory mite) is the source of this 705-nucleotide messenger RNA. Its product is annotated as probable C-terminal domain small phosphatase. Lineage: Eukaryota; Metazoa; Arthropoda; Arachnida; Mesostigmata; Phytoseiidae. Gene Ontology annotation, molecular function: phosphatase activity. The coding region runs from base 1 to 705 and encodes 234 amino acids. The record is from RefSeq and is a predicted model, not a curated record. The transcript has a single exon.
AUGGAUUCCAUGCAUCUGAAUCCGAAAUUCGUUCUUGAUUCCAAGGACCUCGCCUUGUAUCGAGAGGCUCAUCCAUUACCCGCGAAGUUUUUGAUACCCGCGAAAACACUCUCGAAACCGAUGCUCGUCCUCGACUUUGACGAAACUCUCCUACACGUUGAAUACAAAGCACCCCCGAAUUUCGACUUCCAGACAGAAUGCGACAAGCGAGCCAUGUUCGUUCAAGUUCGGCCUCAUUUGAAAACUUUCCUCGCGAAAGUGAAACCUCACUAUGAAGUCGCGGUUUUCACCGCCGCGCAGCCAAACUAUGCGGACCCGAUGCUCGACCGCGUUGAUACUGAGCGUUGCAUACAGUACAGAUUCUAUCGGCAGCAUUGCCACGUUUUCAGAGAAGUCUACGUGAAAGACUUGGAGACCUUGGGAACGCCCCUCGAGCGCACUCUGAUAGUGGACAACCACCCGGGCAGUUUCAUGGUCCAUAGGAAUAAUGGCAUCCCAAUCAAGUCCUACAUGGGUGACAGUGGCGACACCGCCUUGCUCGAGCUGUGGGGUUUCCUCGACGAGAUCAAGAGCGAAACGGAUAUGAUUCCGAAGGCGGUUCAAUACGCAAACGGCUGGCGCGAGAAACUUUCGCGUCAGAAGAAGAAGGCUGAGGCAAGCGCGACGCAAUCGUACGAGUCCAGCACCUCAUCAGGACCCCAAUGA